This is a messenger RNA of Hordeum vulgare subsp. vulgare (domesticated barley), 2096 nucleotides long. RefSeq lists its product as uncharacterized. NCBI's taxonomy places the organism in Eukaryota, Viridiplantae, Streptophyta, Magnoliopsida, Poales, Poaceae. The transcript has 4 exons. The coding region runs from base 261 to 1709 and encodes 482 amino acids. Gene Ontology annotation, biological process: transmembrane transport; metal ion transport. Gene Ontology annotation, cellular component: membrane. The record is from RefSeq and is a predicted model, not a curated record. Gene Ontology annotation, molecular function: metal ion transmembrane transporter activity.
AAAAAUAUUGCAUUAUUAUUGUUACUAUUAUAUUAUACUCCAAGUACAAGCAAGUAACAACCUCCCCGAUUAAGCUUAACAACCCCCGCCGGAUGGCCCUGGUCCUUUACAGGAAGGACCCUGAGUUCCACGUCCCCUGCUGCGCAAUUUACGACUAGGACCUCAACACAGCUGAAAAACUAUGAUAUAGUCCCCGCCGGGUCAGCCGCGCCUCCCGCCCGGUCAGUUCGCGCUGCCGUUGUUCCCCGGCGCUCACGCGAAUGCCGAUGCCAAUGGCAGCCGCUGCCGGCAACGGAGAGGCCUCGCCGCUCGUGGAGGCGGUGGGGUGCAACAUGCUGCGGCCGCGGCGCGGGCCGCCUCCCCCGUCGCCGUCCCCGGUGGUCGGCAAGCCGCUCGCGUCCGGCGCCGUACCGCGGCACGCGCUGGAGUUCGACGGCGAGGGGCGGUACCUUAACGCGCCCUGGGACCUUCCUACGUCGCCGGAGACGUCGCCUUCCUCCGCGACGGGGGCGUUCACGUGGCAUCACGUCGAGCUCCCGCGGUUGCUCGCCGGUGGCGCGGCCGCUAAGCCGCUCCACCACGCGCAGGCGCUGAUCGAGCUCCUCUGCCCGCCGCUCACGCUCCAGGAGAUCCUCGCGCUCGUCGGAAACGGCCCGCACUGCGGCGCCGUCGCCGACGGCGGCAGCGGCGCGCUCGUGCUCCGGGUCAGCGCGCCGGGGCCGCUCGGCAGCGCCUUCGCGAUCCGCCUCGCAGCUCGCGUCACCGAGAGCUCCGUCAUCACCGUGUCCGUCGGCGCCGUCCCGCGGCUCGCGUUCGGGACCACGCAGGCGUCCCUCCUCUCGGAGGUGCCCCUCGGGGUGGCCGCCUCGCUCGCCGAAGAGGGACACGGCGGCGGCCGCGCCGUCGAGGGCGGCGUCGUCAUCGACGAGCGCCUGCUCGAGUCGCUGCUCGCCAUGAACCACGCGGACGGCGCGCACACCGACAACCCGGUGCCCCGGACGGUGUCCAACCUCCUCGUGCACGUGCUCGGCACGCACGUCGACCACGUCCACGACAUUGUCACGCGCCUCGAGAUGGAGAUCGACAACAUCGAGCUGCACAUCGACAAAGGUGGUCAUUUCAUGAGGAAACUUCUGUUGGAUGGUAGGAGAUUCCCCAAAAUGCACCUUGAUUUACAGCGCCUACUUCAGGUGGUUUCUCACGGCGAACAAGUAUUCCCCCGUGUGAAGGAAAGAUGCGCGAGCAAGAAUUGGUUCACAACCGGGGAUAUUGCCGCCCUCGAAGAUUUGAUUGGCCGCCUUAGGAGGCUCAAGGAAAACCUUGGAUUCAUAACGAACAGAGUGACCACGCUGCAGGCCAGCCUCGACAGCUGGCAGUCAGAGCAGAUCAACAAGAGCCUAUACUAUCUUUCAUUCCUCUCCAUAGUUUUCCUCCCUCUCUCCAUUGUAACCGGAGUUUUCGGGAUGAAUGUCGGUGGCGUGCCAUGGACCGAGCAGAACAAGAACCCCGCAAAUCUGGACGGUUUCGCCAAUGUGAUGCUGAUAUGCGCCGUGAUCUUGCUGCUCCUGCUGCUUUGCUUUCUGUUCCCUUCACUGUAUUCUCAUGUGUCGGCGUGGCGAACCCGGCGUGAGCUCACCAUGAGUGGCUCCCAGAACAAGGGGCACCUGAAACUCUUCAAAGGCCACAGGGAAGGUUACAUGCGCCUGUGAGCAGAACAUCACAGGUAAAAUGGUGACAGCAGUUAGUGAACAUGAAUGGAACCUUCUUAUGUAUGCCCAUCUCCUUGAAAUCCAUCCAUGAAUACAGGUUCUUCGUGUACUUGAGAAGUCGGCAAUCAUGAAGGGAAGAUCUUGAUACCAAGAUUUUUUUGGUGAUGUUGUUGUAAUAUUGGGUGUAAAAUUAGACAGACACACUAGAUAGGGGCCAUGUACAGCUUUGGUUCACAACCUCCGACAUAGGUUCACCUAACAUCUGUUCAUUGUUUAGUUCUUUUCUUUCCAUUAUUAUCUUGAGGAAGCCUGCUGGUAAGUCUCACUGUACCAGUAUUUUGCCUGUAAACUGUAACAUUUCUCAAGAAAGCAAGCUAAUUGCUUCAA